Messenger RNA from Plasmodium knowlesi strain H, 1173 nucleotides. RefSeq names its product KIR protein. The transcript has 3 exons. Lineage: Eukaryota; Apicomplexa; Aconoidasida; Haemosporida; Plasmodiidae. Bases 1 to 1173 code for a protein of 390 amino acids. The record is from RefSeq and is a predicted model, not a curated record.
AUGGCGGCCGCUGAGGGAAUAUUAACGGAAAAAUGUUUGAAUAAAUUACCUUCACGGAAAAUGUAUGAAAAAUUUAAGAGCAGGGAUUAUCAUGGGAUCUGUGCAGGAUGGGAUAAAACAGAGAAAGUGAAGAUAUUACUGCAAUUGGACAAGAAACCUAAUGAUACAACUCUUAAAGAUAAAAUUAUGAGUGCUCUCUGCUAUAUAAUGAAGAAUAAGGACAGAGGCACUGACAUAAAGGAACUGGAUAAAUGUAAGUUUCUUUAUUAUUACGUAGGUAAUGCUUUGUAUGCAACAUAUAAAGAUAAGGAUAAAACUGAUGCUGAUGAUAAUUUCUAUGAUGUUAUGGAAAAUGUAGAUAAGGCAAUACAAGCUAAUGCGCCCCAAUUGAAGGACUGUUUCCUACCCCCUGAUAGUUCUAUUGAUAAGGAAUUCCCAAUAUGGAAAGCACUAUUCGAUUAUUACCACGACAAAGACACUAUAUUGGGGCAUAUGAAGGAUGGGAAUAAGAAGUGUAGUAGAAAAUAUCAGGAACACUUACAAGCAAUAAAGGGCGCUUAUACCACUAUGCGUGGGCAGUGUAUAGUGGGGGACAAGGGAACCAGUACAUGGUGCGAUGAAUUUAAGAAACUUUUCCCAGAACAUAAAGCUAACAGUAGUUUAGACUUAAAAUGUCAGGAGGUAGAAGGUACGGAUGCGUCCCUCCAGGAUGGAAAUGGUUGUCCAAAUCAAGCGGGUCAAACUGAUAGGGCGCAUGGCACAGGUGGCUCAACGUCGAGCGCACACGAGGGGUCCUCCACUGAUGCGGCUUCCCUUGAAAGUAAAAUUGUUUAUACAUCUUCUGCACUUGCAUCGGUAGGAUUACCCGCUAUCGCAUUCCUUUUAUAUAAAUAUUCCUCCUUACCUUCUUGGAUAGGUAACACGUUCUUUGGAGGUGGAAGGAACAAUAUUACAAGUAACAGAAAGAAAAGAACAUUUCGGAGCGACUUCGAUACAUUCACAGAAAAUGAUUCAACAGACCUGUCGACCGUAUACUCAAUGGACGAAUCCAUAACAGAAGAUAAUUCUACUUUAUAUGAUGGAUCAUCUGGGCGGCAGAAUAAUAGCAGGCAACAACAACAGAGACGAAGACAACACGGACAGAGUACGAAUAUGGCUUAUCAUAAAAUGUAA